AUGUAUGUGCAGUACAGCGGGCAGCUACCAUACUAUGCGCAGCCAGCGCAGUACCAACAGCCUGCAUAUGCAGGUGUAAGUGCUGGUGUGCAGCAGCCGGUGGUGCAGAUGCCCCAGCAAUACCCUGCAACGUAUUCAGGCUACGCCGGUGGCGCAUAUGUUGGACAGCCACAGGCAAGUCCUUCGCCUUAUGGGCAAUUUGCACAGUAUGGUCAGCUGCAGGUCCAACCACAAUAUGCUCAGUUGCAAUACCAGCCGCAGCUGCAGCCAAGUGUGCAGCCACAUGCGAUACCGCAGACUGUGAUGCCAGAGGGAGGCUUUGGACAGGCCAGCUUUGCAUUGUUUUGUCAUGUCUUGUCUGCUCUGAAGCCAAAAGAGAGCCCAAGGCUUGGGCUCAAGGUGAUGCAGCCGAUCGGCCAGCCUGCAUACAUCCCUGCUGGAUAUGCGAAGCCUGGAGAAUUGCAACCUGCUUCAGUGCAAAUGCCUGGAGCGCAAAGAGUGGGUACCAACCUUACACAAGUAACUGGUCCUGAAGGUGAAGAAGAUGAUGACCCUAACCGCCUUCCGACUUUUGUCAAGGUGCGUGGCCUUCCAGCAGAGCAUGAUCCACGCAUUGCUCGUCGACCCAGGCCGAAGAAGAGAGCUCCUGGCAUUUGCUGCGCAUAG
Durusdinium trenchii is the source of this 666-nucleotide messenger RNA. The record is from the annotation of a GenBank genome assembly. Lineage: Eukaryota; Dinophyceae; Suessiales; Symbiodiniaceae.